AUGUCCUCGGUUUUGCUUAGCAGCGCUGAUGGUGAAAUAAAUGCUGCACAUGUUGGUGUACAGUCGAACAGCAGUAAAUACCGAGCAUACGUUGCUGCAGUAGAUAAAGCACUCAAAGCUUUUGAAACUAGCAAUGAAUGGGCAGAUUUAAUAUCUGCUUUGACGAAACUUAGCAGAGUUUUUCACUCAAAUGCAAAAUUCCAUUUUGAUAUUCCUAAACCAGUUAUAGUAGCGAAACGCUUAUCUCAGUGCCUGCAUCCAGCAUUACCUCAUGGGGUUCAUUUAAAAGCCCUAGAAACUUACCGUCAACUGUUUGAUAUUUUGGGGCCAACGUCUCUUCCUCGUCUGCUUUAUCUUUUUGCUGUUGGCCUGUUUCCACUAAUGGAUUUCUGUGGUAUUAAGGUGAAAUCCGAACUGUUAAGUAUAUUUGAGCAAUAUUUAUUGCCCCUGGCGAGCCGAAUAAAACCUGCACUCCCAGGUUUUAUUACUGCAGUUCUGCUUGGAUUGGAAGAAGGAACAGAAUUUUACAAUAGGUCGCUGAAAUUGCUGCAGAACAUAAAGAGUGCUGUUGGUGCAGAGGCUUUUUUUAGCUGCCUGUGGGAGGCAGCUUUGGGGUCUCCUUCCGUCAGGCUACCAGCCCUAAUUUUCGUUAACACUUGUUUUGACAGGAGAAAAUCAAUGGAAGACCAGUUGUUUAUUAUGGGUUAUCAUGUUGAUCAUAUGAUCGUAGCCUUAUGCGCUAUCGCUGAAGAUACUGGUUCAACUUUAGUCCAAAGACAUCUGCUGGAUUUUCUUUCAGCUGCUUUUCCUUUAAAUUCUGACCACUUGGUCAGGGAGGAUUUUGUUCAGCUUUUGCGACGUUGCAUUUUUGUUCUACUACGUAAGGAUAUGAGUUUAAACAGGCGCUUACACCACUGGCUUUUAAAUCGGUCCGGCGAUUCCUCUGCAGGAACUCAGCCUUUUGGGACAGAUGAAUCUGUUGACACAACUUUUUUCAAAACCUACUCCUUGACGAUAAUAAAGAAAGCUAUUCAAGAUUACUUAAAACUGGAUACUGUAGAAGUUCGUGAAGGGAAGGAUUCUCAAGAUGAAGUCAAGGAGCACCAGGUACAAUUCACGGAAGUGCGAGUUUGUCGUUUGCUACUAUAUUUUUUAGAUCGGCCUGAACUUGGUUACUUGAUAUUAGAAAGUUCUUUGUGCGCAGUUUUAAACGAAGCAUCUAAAUAUAAAUUAGCUUUGGAACAGUCCGGAAAUCAAAAUAAGGAUAUUGCAAGGCGUGUUGAAACAUUCAGUAAGACCUUCAAUCUCUUGCUAAAUUCUCUGGAUACAAACUACCUUUGGAACCACUUGGGAAAUCGAUAUGAAGUGCUCAUGGACAGCGACGUAGAAGAUCAUGAAGAAAAAAUUAGCAACUGCCUAGACCCUGACUUAGUAACUGAUGAGUCUUGGAAUUUAAGGGAGGAGUUGAAACAGCAACAUGUUGCAGAAUUGGACAGUUUUCCUAGGGUUUUGGAUUUUUGCUUGAAGACUGUCGAAUUAGCUGCACACAGUGAUAUUCGGCGUAUACACUUACCGGCCCUUUGUACUAAGAUUUUAUCUUUGCUAAUUCGAAAAGAUCUUAGUCAUAUCGACUGCAAAUUUCUAAAGCAGUUGCUUUCUGCUGUCGAAACGAUGAUCUUUGAAGUUUGGCAGCACGCGGCUACUUUAGAUGAAGGAUAUUGCACAGCAUUGGUAAGUUGCUUUGAAACCUGUCAGCGGUUUCUCAGUCAAAUAUGUGAUUGGUUUCGCGAAGAACGGAGUGAAGAAAGGUACGAAAUAUUAUGUGAGGCGUGUAAUUUAUUGAAGCGCUGUGCAGAUUUCCCUCCCUCGAGUUUCGGAUGCUUUCGAAAAAACGGUCGUCAAAAUACUUUUGAAUGUGCUCAUGGAGGAAAACUGCCAGAGUGGGCUUUAGCACUUUGUCGACUUAUAUCUUUCUGUGCUACAAAAUUUUAUGAAAGAAAUAAACGAAAGAAAUUCAGAAAAAUAUUUUCAAAUUUAAAGGAGGCAGCAAAAUUUGCUUGGUGUGUAUUGGGAAUAGAAAGAGCCGCAAACUGCCAUUAUGCUGCUGCACAAGUUUUAACUUUAUUGCAUGCGAGGAGAGCGAAUGAGGCAAGUAGCGAAGUGGAAGAGUUGAUAUUACGUGAUUUGACUAGUAGCAAAAAGGCGACGAAUGUUGAGGAGGCUAAAAAAUUCUGCAGACUGUGGGAAUUGAGCAGGUCGAAUCUCGAUGAUAAGCUUCCUCAAAGACUUCCUGCAAAACCAUUUAACAGAGUCAUCAUGGUUUUUUUGGGAAUCUUGGCCAGCGAGAACACUAAUUACGAAAAUACAGAACUGCGAAACGUUGCGUCUAGCUGGUUUGCAGAAAUAGCAAAGCGAAACGAUCUUCCUGAAAUACUACAGAUGUUAUGUUCUAUGCUACUUAAUCCAGCUACAGCUCGAACAUCGAUCCAGUAUCUUUCUAUGCGCAACAGGUUGAAUAGAGACCAGGUUCUGAACGUUCCUCCUGGUAUUUGUGCUAUCACCUUACUCAGCGAUGAUGGUAGACAUUUUCUGCACCACUUGUGUGAGGACGUUUCAAGCCCGUUAGCAAAUCCUGGUCGGCGUUCUUAUGAGGCACUAGUAUUGUUGCGACAGGCUCGAUACAAUUCAAGCUCUUUAACCUGGUUAAAUGAAAUUAGAACUCGACUUCUGCAAAUUGGUGAUUUCGAUGCUUCAGUCAAUAUUGGUGUUGAGUCACCUACUGUGAAGUCACAUCGUAGGGUCAUUUCUGAUAUGCCUGUCUUUGAUGGAGACAAUGACUCUUUGGUUUCUGUUGAAUCGCUGGAGUCAGCCGUAGUCGAAACUGUCCAUUAUUUACUUGACUGUGUUUGCGAGAUGAAGAAUGAUGCAGAAGAAGAAAAGAAAACAGAGUCUACGGUUAUCCCCAUUGAACGAGAUGGAAUCAGUGACAUGGAAGCUGCAGAUAUAACGGGCGGAACAGAUAAAACCUACCAAGCAGUAAAAUCAGUUAGUGAUCGACGUGAUGUGGAGUUUACGUUAGAACUCUCUUCUGAAUCUGUUACUUCUGAUAAUUUUAAGCGGAGCAAAGGACAUCGGAGACAGGACUCUUUACAAGAGACUAUCUUUACGAUGACUGCUCAAGAACUCAAGUUAUGUGAUUCAGCUGAGAUGCCUCGACUGAAUGCAGCAGGCGAUGAUAAGCAACCAUUGUGGCAUGAACUGCAUGCCCACAUGUUGCUUUAUGCGGAAAGCGGUCAUGCUGUUGAUUUAGCAAGAGCUGAGAAAGUUUUGCGCAUGUUAAUCGCUUUGAUGCGCUUACAGGGCGCAUGCGUACCCUCGCGUUUAAUCGCAAAUGACUAUCAAGUUUCCAGUGCUAUGGUAUCUUUUGAGCCAAGAAGCCUUCAAAAUCCCCCAAACUGCGCUGGCAGUAACCCGCUGGUAGAUUUGUUGUACCGCCAUAUGCGUUCUAUUGUUGGGCAAGAUUUUUGGGUGGGGAGUGAGACUGACCUUUGCGAAUCUACUGUUGAAGCAUCGAAGAAUCGUCAUUAUGCAUUUCUUGAACUCUUUGUUACUGUGGCACUGUACUAUUUGCGGUCUUAUUACCUUAAUUCUCCUGUCUCCCCGGUUACAGAUUUUGACCUGAAGAUAUCAUGGAAAUGCAAAAUAGCGGCCCUAGACUUACUGACUGAGGUAUUACGGCAAUUGAUUGAUAUAGUUCAAGAAAGGCAGAGCUGGAAGUUAGUCAGUGAUGUACAUGGGAUCUUGCAACGUACGAAACUCCAAAAAUGUGUUUUACUAUUGUUGCUUACUUCAGUUUAUAAUGUGCGAGCUGACAUCGUGCAAACGUAA
This is a messenger RNA of Enterobius vermicularis (human pinworm), 3888 nucleotides long. The record is from the annotation of a GenBank genome assembly. Lineage: Eukaryota; Metazoa; Nematoda; Chromadorea; Rhabditida; Oxyuridae.